AUGAGAUAUGAUGUAGAAUUAAUAUAUGAAAUAGUGAAAUAUCAUUUUGGUGAAUUAGUUGCUAUAAUAUCUAAGAUUUUACUUCUAAGUGGCCCCUUACCUAUACAUCAAUUAUAUUAUUUAACAUUACGUAAUGAGACCUAUAAAAAAAAUUUCAAUUAUAUUUCAAAAAAUAAUUUUUUACUUAUUCGUAAUGCUAUAAUAUUAUUGAUACAUUAUGGAUGUAUAGAUAUUAUAGAAAAUGAGGAAAAAUCAUUGUUACAGGAGGAUAUAGAAAAUAAUAUAAAUAUUGAUAAUAAUAAAGUCAUAUUAUAUAAAAUUAAUUUAGAUAUUAUAUUAUCUCGUAUUAGAUAUCCUCUAUAUUUAAUGCAUAUUAAAAAAAUUCUUGGAAAUGAAGAAAGUCUUAUUUUAAGUGAAAUAAUGAAAUAUGGGAAAAUAUCAAGUAAUAUCCUAAUAGAAGAAUUGUCAGAAAUUAUAGAAGAUAUAUAUAAACAUUUAUUUAAUUUAAUUAAUUAUGAUUUUAUUAAGAUAAUAAAUAAUUCUGAUAAUAAUAAAAAUAAAGAGGUGAUUUUGAAUAAUGAAGUAUAUAAUGUUGUAAUUAAUCAAUCAUAUUCAACUAUUAAUAUAUCUAAUAAUUCAUUAUCAUAUGGUGAUUUAUUACUUGGAGAUAGUGAUUCUUAUGAUCAUAAUAUUUCUAAUUUUAAUUUAAUAAAAGAUAAUAUUCAAAAUAAUAUAGAAAAUAUAGAUAAUACAGAAAUUAAAAAAGAUGAAGAUAGUGAUUCGAAAAUAAAACCAUUAUUAAACAAAAUAAUAACAAUUAAUAUUGAAGGUAUAAAUAAUUCUAUAUAUAGUGAAAUUAUGGAAGAAACUAUUAAGAGCCGUUAUAAUAAUAAUAUUGCUGCUAUUAUUAUUCGUGUAAUGUCUGAAAGGAAAUAUAUUAAAUUAUUAAGAAAUGAAAAUAUAUGGACUAUAGAUGAAUUAUUAUCUAGUAUAUUUGAAUGGUUAGAACAUCAUAAUAAUAUAAAAGAUGAAUUUGAUUGUAAGGAUAAAAUAAAAUCUACAAUUAUACGUGUUUUAGAUAUAUUAGUUAAACAUACAGAUGAAUUUAUUCAAUAUAAUUUUAAUUCUAUGGGAGCUACAUAUAAAUUAAAUAUUCAUAAAAUAAAGAUGAUUAUUAAAUAUAAAAUAAUAUUGGAAUUUAUAACUUUUCGUUUAGGAAGAUUUGGUGCAAGGAUUUGGAGUAUGAUGUGUAAUCCACAUAUAUUAAAGGAUGAUAAUAAACAAGUACCAAAUAUAAACGAAACUAUAAUAUCUAAUAUAAACACAGUGAUGGAAUUAAAUUCUAAAUAUGAAAAUAAUAAUAUAGCUUUAUUAACAGGAAAUAUUAAAGGAAGAAUAUAUUGGGAUGAUAAUGUUCUUGCUGAAAAAUGUUUAUUACCUAAUAAUAUUACAAGAUCAUUAUUAUAUUCUUUAAGUAAUGAGAAAUUUAUUAGGGUUCAUCAUUCAGAUACUAUUACAAUAAAUAAUUUUGGUGAAGAUAAUAAUAAUACAAAUACAAAUAAAUUAUCUAAUAAUAUUUCUUUAACAAUAUCUCAAUCUACAAUAAAUAAACAUGGUCUUGCAUAUAGUACAAGUAUACAAUCUACAAUUAAUGAAGUAAUAUGCAAAAUAUUAAAAAUAAUGUUAAAUUUAUUUUUACGUUGUAAUUCUCAAAAUUUUAAAAUUACUAAAUUAGAAACUAGAUCUAAACAAUUGAAUCAAUUAGAAGUUGAAUAUUUAAGACAAUUACAUUCUGGUUUAAAAAUUUUAUAUAAUAGUAUUAUGUUAACUGAUAAAUUACUUUUGAUAUUAAAAAUUUGA
Cryptosporidium muris RN66 is the source of this 1860-nucleotide messenger RNA. RefSeq lists its product as uncharacterized. The record is from RefSeq and is a predicted model, not a curated record. Gene Ontology annotation, molecular function: single-stranded DNA binding. NCBI's taxonomy places the organism in Eukaryota, Apicomplexa, Conoidasida, Eucoccidiorida, Cryptosporidiidae. The transcript has a single exon. Bases 1 to 1860 code for a protein of 619 amino acids. Gene Ontology annotation, cellular component: RNA polymerase III complex.